GUCUGUAAAGGUCUUCCUUAUCCUUCUAAGGCUUCUUCAGAUGUGUGCUUUUUCCAGUUGUUUACCGUGCGGCAUAAAUCCCUCGGUGGGUGAGACCGCGGGCUUGUAGUUGAAAUGUGGGAUUGCGUCCAUCCGAUGAGGAAGGAAGGGAGGGAGGAAGGAAGGACGGAAGGAAGGAAGGCAUUUGAAAUGACCUCAACCUCUGUGCUUUUUCUCUCUCCUACUGUGAAGUAGAGAGCAGAAAGUUCAGGUGGUGAAGCCCCCUCCCUCCAGGUCAUCGGUGAAGGAAAUUCACAGGCCCCAGGAGACGCCUUUAGCCGGCGGGCCAAACGUGCCUACGCCAAUAGCACAAAAGCUUGUCUGUGAGUCUGCUAAAGGUGUUGAGUGGACUGCAGACAUUGUUCCCAGCAUGCAAGUUGCCCCGUCACGCCAUGUGGCGGCCACUGUGCCAACACCAGGAUGGAUCCUGGCUCUUGCUCUUUUUCUACUUCUGCAGGUUGCUACUUACGCCGCUCCCUCCGGAGAUAGCAAACUUGUUCGGACCACUCGAGUAAGGAGACAGAUCCCAGAUGGGGAAGCGUCCUCAGCUUCCUCCUCAGACAACCAGACCAUCCAGCAGCAGCAGCAGCAGCAGCAGCAGCAGCAGCAGCAACCUCUAGUCUUUAACCACGUCUACAACAUCAACGUACCCAUGGAAUCGCUCUGCUCUGUCGACCUUGACGCCUCAGCACCACCAGAGGAUGGCCCACGUGCUGAGCUCGGAUCCAAAGCCCCUGCAGAGGGACCUGCAUUGGACCCAGUUGGACCUACAGAGUACACUGAACAGACACUGGAUGCAGACAGCCAGAUGACCUUCACUCACCGUAUCAACAUCCCAAAAGCGGCGUGCGGAUGUCCGGCAGCUAUCUCCAUCCAACAGCUCGCCACCAGAGUGGAGAUGCUGGAGAGGGAGCUUACAAUGCUCCGAUCUCAGUGUGGAUCCGGUUGCUGUCGGGAGAACCAAGCCAUUGGCCGCUUUGACGACUUCCCAGGAUGCAACGGCCACGGCACCUUCAGCCUGGAGCUGUGCGGCUGCGUAUGCGACCAAGGCUGGACGGGCAAAAACUGCUCGGAGCCCCGUUGCCCCGACGACUGCUCCGGCCAGGGCGUGUGCGUGGAAGGGGAAUGCGUGUGCGACCGAGAUUUCGGCGGGGAAAACUGCUCCGAGCCCCGUUGCCCGGCCGACUGCUCGGGCCGCGGCUUGUGCCUGGACGGGGACUGCGUGUGCGAGGACUCCUUCGCCGGGGAGGACUGCACGGUGGGCAGGUGCGUCAACGACUGCUCGGACCAGGGGCUGUGCGUCAACGGGACGUGCCGCUGCCGACCCGGCUAUGUCGGGGAGGACUGUUCGUUGGUGUACUGCGCCAACAACUGCAGCGAGAAGGGAAUCUGCAAGGAGGGAUUCUGCGUUUGCCAGGAUGGCUUUGCCGGAGAUGACUGCAACUCCGUGGCGCCUGCCAUCAACCUGAAAGUCCGAGGAGUAACAGAUAAGGAUGUGGAACUGGAGUGGGAAGGUUCUGUGGUCCUGACGGAUUUUCUUGUGACCUACACACCAAGCAGCCCGGGAGGUGUCCAACUGGAAAUCCGGCUCCCUGGGAAUAGCACAUCCUGCACAAUCUCAGACCUGAAUGCCGGCAUGGAGUACAACAUCAAUGUGUUUGCCGUCAUUAAUAACAGCAUCAGUGUUCCUGCCACCAUUACUGUCGCAACGUACCUCUCCAAUCCAGCUGGUUUAAUCUUCAAAUCCAUCACUGAGACGUCAGUGGAGGUCCAGUGGCAACCUUCCUACUAUUCCUUUGACGGCUGGGAGAUCAGCUUCAUCCCCAAGGACAACGAUGGCGGGAUGACUGCCCAGCUGCCGAGCACCAUCACGUCCUUUGUGCAAACUGGUCUGAGACCGGGCGAGGAGUACACAGUCAGCCUGGUGGCACUCCGAGACCAAGGUCGGAGUCAGCCCUUUACCGCCACCGUCACCACACUGAUCGACGGCCCCACUCAGCUGAUUGUGCGCGAUGUGUCAGACACGGUCGCAUUCCUCGAGUGGACGCCGCCAAAAGCCAAGAUUGAUCAAAUUGUCCUGCGUUACGGCCUGGUGGGAGGCGAGGGCCCGCGCACUACCUUCCGCCUCCAGCCCACGCUUAGCCAGUACACCCUGCAGGUCCUCCGCCCCGGUUCCCGUUAUGAGGUGUCUGUGAGCGGCGUGAGGGACGGGAACACCAGCGGAUCCAUUUCCAUUGAAUUUACAACCGAGAUUGACGCGCCCAAGAACCUGCGUCUCAUCUCCAAGACCUCCACCAGCCUGGAGUUGGAAUGGGACAACAGUGAGGCGCAGGUGGAAGCCUACCAGGUGGUGUACAGCACGCUGGCUGGCGAUCAGUACGAAAAAGUCAUUGUACCACGAAAUGAAGGCGCAAGCACAAAGACCACUCUCACUGACCUGCUGCCCGCCACCGAGUACGGUAUCGGCAUUUCUGCCAUGAGAGGCAGCAACCAGAGCACAUCGGCCACUAUGAACGCCAGGACGGGUCUGGACGUGCCAAUGGAUCUUACCGUGACGGCAUCUACAGACAACAGCAUCACCCUGAUGUGGGGCGUGGUCCAAGGCCCCAUUGACUUCUACAAAGUCACCUAUACGUCCUCCUCGGGCGCGACUACUGAGUUGACUGUGCCAAGAGGCGAAAGCACCGCCACUUUGAGCGACUUGGAACCCGGGACCGAAUACACCAUCACAGUGGCAGCAAAGAGGGGGAGACAGCAGAGCAACGUGGCUUCCAUAGAUGCCUUCACAGGGAUCAGGCCCGUUUCCCACCUGUACUUGUCGGAGGUGACUUUCGACUCGGUGCUGGUGGCGUGGAGCUCGCCGGCGCCGCCCGCUGAUGUCUUCAUCCUGAGCUACAGCUCAGCCGAUGGCAGCGACACCUCCAAGGUGACCCUGGAAGGCUCCAAGACGAGGUCGUUGGUGCAAGGGCUGCUUCCCUCCACUCACUAUACCAUCAGCCUAUUCACAAUACAGGGGGACGUCACCUCCGAUCCCAUUACGGCGUCCCUCACGACAGGUAUGGACCCACCCAAGCAGAUGACGGUGUCCGCCGUGGCCGAGGACAUCGUGACCAUUUCGUGGAUCAAGCCGCUGGCUCCAUUUGAAUAUUAUAAGCUUUCCUACCAGUCAGCCCGAGGUCGAGUGGACAGCGUUGUGAUUGACAGCGACGUGACCAACUACACUUUGUCCGGUCUCUUCCCUGCUACCGAGUAUGAGAUCAGUCUGAACGCUGUCAGGGGGAGCCAGGAGAGCAAAAUGCUCAGCGCCUCGGUCUUCACAGCGAUGGACAUGCCGUCAGAAUUGAGCGCACUCAACAUCACUCCGCAAGGAGCCCUGCUGAGGUGGAACCCGCCAAUGUCCAACGUUGACAAUUAUGUGCUGACUCUCACGCACAACCAAGUGACAGCUGAUACAUUUCUGGUGGAGGGCAACAAGCAAGAGCACCAGCUGUCCAAUCUGAAGCCCAGUACGUCCUACUCGGUAGCCCUCUAUGCUACCAAAGGACCCCUCACCUCCGGCACCGUCAUCGCCAACCUCCAAACACCGAUGGAUGCACCUCUGAACCUGACAGCCAGCGAAGUGAAUCACCGCAGCGCUCUCAUCUCCUGGCAGCCGCCCAGCUCUGAAAUCGACAACUACAUGCUCACCUACAAGUCAGCCGACGGCAACCGUAAAGAGCUGAUUCUGGACGCAGAGGACACGUGGAUUCGCCUGGAAGGUCUACCCGAGACCACCGAGUUCACCGUCAAGUUGCAGGCAGCGAGGGGUCUCGACACCAGUGCUGUGGUCUCCACCACCUUUACAACAGGGAGUCGGCUGUUUGCCACGCCUCAGAAUUGCGCCCAGCACCUGCUGAAUGGCGAGACGCUGAGCGGCGUCUACAGCGUUUACAUCAACAGGGACCCCAGCCAGGGCGUGCAGGUGUACUGUGACAUGAGCACGGACGAAGGAGGCUGGAUUGUGUUUCAACGACGUCAGAACGGCCUGACGGAUUUUUCCAGGAAGUGGAGUGACUAUCGUGUUGGCUUUGGAAACCUCGAGGAUGAAUUCUGGUUAGGUUUGGACAACAUCCAGCGGGUGUCGGCUCAGGGCCGCUACGAGCUGAGGAUCGACAUGAAGGACGGGCAGGAGUCGGUCUUUGCCAAUUAUGAUAAAUUCUCCCUGGGAGAUGCCAGGAACCUCUACAAGCUCAGGAUAGGAGAAUACAAUGGCACCGCUGGUGACUCCUUGAGCUACCACCAAGGCCGGCCCUUCUCCACCAAAGACAGAGACAACGACAUCGCUGUCACUAACUGUGCCUUGUCCUACAAAGGAGCCUGGUGGUACAAGAACUGCCAUCGAGCCAACCUCAACGGAAAGUACGGCGAGUCCAGACACAGUCAGGGAAUUAACUGGUACCACUGGAAGGGCCACGAGUUCUCCAUUCCCUUUGUGGAGAUGAAGAUGAGGCCGUUCAACUUCCGCAGCAUCAGCAGCAAGAGGAGGCGCUCGGCUCCAGUAUAGAUGCCGAUCCGAGCGGGGCGGGGGCUGCCGCAAAGGCCAGGCAGAGACGGACGGACAUGGUGAACAUUUCAUUGACCAAAAUCUGUGUACCGUUGGUUCUCUUCAUUUUGGAUUGGCACUCCAUCUAUUCGCAAUUGAAUAUGGAAAGAAUGAAUGAUACGUGGAUUUUUGGAUGUGAAAGGAAAGCGACAAGUGGUUGUCAAUCUGAUAAUAGCAUCAGAGGCAAACACGGUCUGACCUUGGUUCGUCUCCGCCUGGCAUCCACGGAGAGCCGUCCGUCUUCCCCCCCCCCCCAACCAACCAACCAACCAACCAACCAACCAACCACCCCCGCUGUCCUGUCCUUCCUCCCAGGAGAUAAAGACACUGUAUGUAAUUUAUUCGACUCUUUGAAUGAGAAAUUUUCUGCAAAAAAACAAAAGCAGUAACAACCAUGCGCCAUUUUAUCCAUUAACAAUAACACUUUUAACACUAAUACGAUAUGACAACAAGAAAGGCCGUUACUGUAAGAUAUAUAAAUCUAUUUUUAUAACUGAUAUUGUGGCAGAGAUCCAUCCGUAUUUGAUUUGAUGCCUUUUCGAUAUUCGAUUCAUGUCAACAGGACAACAAAAGGCUCUUUUAGACAGAUUUCCAGGUUGAACAAAAUGUGCCACCUUUCCAAACCAGGAUGUGAUCAACUUGUAAGGAAAGAAUCAUCUUUUCUUUUCUUUUUUUUUUCUUUUCUUUUCUUUUCUUUUUAUUGGAUCCUCUCCAGUCCUUGAGUUGUCCUGCCUUUCUGGAUUGUAUAUAAAAUGUCGGCUCAAACGAUCUCUGUGUAAAAGAGGCAAAAGAAGGCCGGAACAUUCAAGUCGGUGCACUUUCAUUCUCACCUACUUUAUUCCUGUUUGACUCAUUCCUCCGCUACAAUAGAAGCUAUUUGUGUUCAUGAUCAGUAUGUUGAUCUUUUGUUCUGUGUUUAUUGAAUUGACUUCAUUUUUUUCUCUAGUUGUGGCUUUUUAGUUUAGUUUCAAGCAAAGUACGUGAGUGUUGUAUCGUGUUGUAGUGAUGAUGGUUUGAAUACCAAAGAUGUGAGAGAUGAGAGAAGAAGGAAGCUGGACAAAAAGACCAAGUCAGAAAGUGGACACAUUCUUGACAUCAAAUAUUUCAAAGGGGCAUUUUGAUCUGAAUUGGAAAAGCUUUUGUGGUUUGUGUGCAUCAAAAGGACCGAGUGGUAGGAGCUCAUUUCACAAUUUUUGUCCAGAAAAACACUGUUUUGCAUCAUAUGUUUCCUUUAAAUCCGCAACAUCCCUUUUUUUUUUUUGACUGAGAAAAACUCCAAUUUUGACACCACCAUCGCGAACAUACCUAUUUGUUUUAUUUAGCGGUGUUGACGUGAGGAUACCUCGCCGCCUCUUUUCGAAGCAGCAAAAAGAACCACCAGAUUUGCGCUCUUGCAGUCAACAGCCACCGCAACUGCAGUUUCUCUUAGGGCACCUUUGCCAAUCUGGCUGGCUUCAAGUGGUUUGUCCUAAUAGUCGCUGGGGACAUUUCUCUUACUUACCGUGAGAGUAGCUCACCUUGUGUGUUUAUUGCAUUAACCACUUAGAUGGGCGUCUUUUGGAACAAAGGGAACCUUGAAUGUUUUGGGGAGAUGGAUGGAUGGAUGGAUGGAUGGAUGUCAUGUCAUGUCAGACUUGAGUAGAAAAAGUGAAGACUGUCUUUGAUCCAACUUUUUAUUUUACUCAUUGAAGCUUCUAGUUUGAAAUGAGAGCACACAGGAAUAUGACUCCGUUUGUUUAUAAUUCCCACCAUUUCACUUUAUUUUGUAUUAGACUGAUGUUGAAAGUGUAAUCUGUCCAAAACAGCAGUUUGAUUUCAACAGAUACGUAUUAAAGUGACAAUUCAACAAAUCAAUAUUACAGACAUUUUUUUUUGGGGGGGGGGGGAUGUUUCUAGCAACUAAAACAAGGCAGCAGUCAGGCAGUUCAUACUAUGAAACACAAAACACUUCUCGCUCUCUAAGCGUCAUUUCCUUUCAGUUGACCGCAAAAGUGGGUGGAAAAAAACCCACCAUCUCUCAUCUCCAUAGCAGCGUUCACCUUUUGCUUCUGCAGAUGAACUUUUGUACACUCUUGUGUGAUACUGUACCUGACACUGGAUUUCAAAUGUUCCCAUGUAAAUGUAAUAGUUUGGCAAAAUGUACUGUUGCCUGUUCAAAAAAAGAAAUGCUGAUGAUGAGAUUCAUACUGAAAACUUGCCAUUUGUUGUUGGAUACCCUUGAAUAUUGCUGUCAGAUUUUAUUUCUAGUUUGACAUAAACAUGUACUAUAUAGUUCCUUUUUAAUACAUUUUCUACAUAUUAAUAAAAUAUUCAAAUAGUCAA
This is a messenger RNA of Syngnathus typhle (broad-nosed pipefish), 6943 nucleotides long. RefSeq names its product tenascin R (restrictin, janusin) (gene tnr). NCBI's taxonomy places the organism in Eukaryota, Metazoa, Chordata, Actinopteri, Syngnathiformes, Syngnathidae. The record is from RefSeq and is a predicted model, not a curated record. The transcript has 30 exons. Bases 410 to 4582 code for a protein of 1390 amino acids. Gene Ontology annotation, molecular function: protein binding.